Messenger RNA from Sphaeramia orbicularis (orbiculate cardinalfish), 4010 nucleotides. Its product is annotated as phospholipase B1, membrane-associated-like. Lineage: Eukaryota; Metazoa; Chordata; Actinopteri; Kurtiformes; Apogonidae. The record is from RefSeq and is a predicted model, not a curated record. The transcript has 42 exons. Gene Ontology annotation, molecular function: A2-type glycerophospholipase activity; phosphatidylcholine lysophospholipase A1 activity; retinyl-palmitate esterase activity. Gene Ontology annotation, biological process: phospholipid metabolic process. Gene Ontology annotation, cellular component: brush border membrane. Bases 295 to 3528 code for a protein of 1077 amino acids.
ACUGUAAAGCAGCACAGUAUGACCUUACAUCAGGGUUACCGUAAAUCAUGAUUCAACAAAGGUGAAUCACUGACGGUAUACACAGCUCUGCGUUCACUAUCUGAUACGAGCGACAAGGAAACAAUGGAGAGAUGACUGUCUGCUGCAUUUUUCUCAGUCUAGACAAGGCCUAAUUUAGACCGAUAAUUCAAUAUAGGAGUGUGGAACAGUUUGUGUAAGUCAAUGAACAUGCAGUCGUGUUGUAUUAGUUCUCCGGCUCAUGACUCGAGGUCAAGUGACUAGUAGUAAAAAUCAAUGAUUGGACUGCCUUGCCAACAGAUGUUUCCCUCUCAGCUGCCUCCUGCAAAUGUUAACGGUGUGAGGCCGGCAGAUGUGGCCGUGUUUUCCUCGAUCGGACUCGACAUGCACAGCACUGAGCUUUCUGUGGUGACGUCAAGACUCCAAGAGCUGAUGAGCCUCUUCAAUCCUGCACUGAUCAACCCCCUCUCAGAUGAGAACAACCCUUAUACUCCUCAGGUUUUACCUCACAGCACAUUGAUGGAGCAGGCCAAAGAUGUGUCCCAUCACCUUCAGAACAACCAGGAUUCUUGGAAGUUGUUACUCGUCAUUGUCCGAGUGGAUCAGCUCUGCAUCUGUGAGCAGCAGCAGGUUACGUCUGCUGUCAGAGAAAUGGUUAAAGAGGUGGAUGAUGUUUUGCAGUUGCUGCACUCUCAGCUUAGGAAGGCAGUUGUCAGUGUUGCAUUAUGGGACGGAGAGCACACCACAUUCCACAACAAGAUGUGUCCAUGUUUGGAGACAAACACAGGAGGAGAGUUCAGACUUCAGAGGGCUGCAUUAACUCUUGCUCUAAAGGAGUCCUUGGAUGAGCUUUUGGUAAAGAAGCAGUGGUUUGGAGACAGAGAUGAUUUCACUGUCAUUCUGCAGGAAACACCUUUAACCACAGACCCUUCAUCUGUCGCUAGUGAGAAGCCUCUUUCUGAGUCACAAGCAUCACAGCAAACUGAUAAACUGGUGGUUCAGAUGUGGACAAACCUGUUGCAGCCCACCAGUGACCAACAUCACACAGAGGACAAAGAGAAAAUCAUCACAUUGCCUUGUCCGACUGAGGUCCGACCCUUCCUGCGGACAGAGGGAAACUCCCCUGCAUAUCAUCACAGAGAAGCCUCCCCUCUCCUUCACCCAUUCACAGGGACGGAGAUGCCAUGUGAAGACUUCAGCCCGUCACCUUCCAUACCUACCUCAGUCCAUGAACUCAGGCCUGGGGAUGUCAAAGUUGUUGCUGCUAUUGGAGACUCCCUGACAGCAGGUAACGGCAUCGCAUCCAGCCCAAGCAACAUCCUGGACGUCCUGCGUCAGUACAGAGGUUUAUCCUGGAGCAUUGGUGGAGAUGAAAACCUCACUACAGUCACCACUCUGCCCAACAUCUUGAAGUAUUUUAACCCCAAUGUGACGGGCUACUCUGUCGGAAUGGGCAAACAGGACACUCCUCAGGCUUUCCUCAACCAGGCUGUAGCAGGAGCCAAAAGCAAGGACCUUCUACCUCAGGCACAAAACCUUGUGAAAAGGAUGAAGAAUGACCCGAAAAUCAACAUGGAAAAAGACUGGAAGGUGAUCAGUGUUUUCAUUGGUGGAAAUGACGUCUGUGAUCACUGCUACAAUUCUCUACUUUUUUCGGUUGAGAAUUAUCUUAACAACGUUCGUGAAACACUGGAUUAUCUGCACAAACAGGUGCCUCGAGCUCUGGUGAACUUAAUAGAGCCUCUUCACAUCGCACCGCUCAGAGAUAUGCACAUGGACCCUUCGCUUAAAUGUCCAACUUGGCUGGUGAAUAUUCUUUGCCCUUGUGUUGUUCUGCCAAAGCCCAACUCUGAAGCCCUUGAAAGAGUGGAGGCCAUGAAUAAAGGCUAUCAGACUGUACUGAAUGAGCUGGUGGAGUCGGGCAGGUACGACAGUGGAUCAGACUUCACUGUGGUCAUCCAGCCUUUCUUCAGACAAAUUGUCGUCCCCAGACUGCCGGAUGGUCGACCCGAUCGCUCCUUCUUCAGUGCUGACUGUUUCCAUCUCAGUCAGAAAGCGCAGACAAUGAUGGCUCGAUCCCUCUGGAACAACAUGCUGGAACCUUUGGGCAAUAAGACAACCACUCAGGAUUUUACUGCAAAUAUUCAAUUGAAAUGUCCAGCAAAGACUUCCCCUUACAUUAGGACGUAUAACAACAGCAAUUAUUCUUAUGCUGGUCCUUCACCAACACCUGGACCCAUUCCAAACUGGGGAAGUGAUUUCUCCUGUGUGAACUUUGCUCCAUCUGACACUGUACCAACCUCAGUUCACAGGCUGCGACCAGCAGACAUCAAGGUGGUCGCCGCACUGGGAGAUGCUACAACGGCUGGACUUGGUGCUAAAGCGAAGACUGUAUUUAACCUGAAUAAACAGUAUAGAGGAGUGUCAUGGAGCAUUGGUGGAGAUGGCAGUCUGGAAACUGUAACAACAUUACCAAACAUCUUGAAGAAGUUUAAUCCCCGUCUGAAGGGUUUCUCCAGAGGUCAACUGUCAAUAACUAAAGGCUUCAACAUGGCUGCACCUGGAGUAAAAACCUCGGAAAUCAAAGAACAAGUAAAAGAACUGAUCAAGGCCAUGAGAGAGAGUAAGGAGGUGAAUUUUGAAAAGGACUGGAAACUUGUGACAAUAUUCGUGGGUGAAAUAGAUCUUUGCAGUUAUUGCCUAGACCAAAAUAAUUUGUCCCCGAAGAAUUACAGCCACAAUCUAAUGCUGAGUUUGGACAUGCUUUACGCAGAGGUACCACGACUGUUGGUUAACGUUGUGGAGAUCUUACAAAUAGAUCCCUUGAAAACAGUUAAGAAGAACACACUGGGAUGUUCUCUCCUGCAAAGGACCAACUGUCCCUGUGUUAUUAACCCACUGGAAAACUCUCCAGAAUUUGAAGAGAUAAAGCGAAUUAAUCGAGAGUACCAGACUGAGAUCCACAACCUUUUCUCUGGAGAUCGUUAUGAUGGAAAAGAUGACUUUGCUGCUGUCCUUCAACCCUUUUUACACAAUUAUUUUAUUCCUCACAUUGGAGAAGGAGAGGCAGACACUAGCUUCUUCUCUGCAGACUGCUUCCACAUCAGUGAACGAGCUCAUGCUGAGAUGGCCAUUGGCCUCUGGAACAACAUGUUGGAGCCUGUUGGCGGGAAGAAGGACUACAACAACUUCAUGUACAACCGCGCCAAGAUUCACUGUCCCUCUGAGGAGAGGCCCUUCAUCUUCACCAAGAUGAACAGUUGGCCUGAUUCUCCUGUGACCAGCCCGACCACCCCGAUGCCCACUGGAGGUCAAGAAACAGGCACCACCUUUUUAACCACCGUCCCCGCGCCCAAGUGCCCCCCUGCUUUGCCUGUGUGGGUGCCAGUAGUAGCAGCCAUUGCCAGCAUACUGGUGGGCAUUGCUCUUACCUCUGUAUUUUGCGUCUGCACUCAGCGUGGGAAGAAAAAUGUGGAGAAACCAGUAGAAAUGAAAGGGACUAAUUUUUAGUGAUGAAAAAUAGAGUUACAGUCAGUAGACAUAAGGAGGCAAAGAGAAAGCACAGUGGAGAGAUGAAGCCACGUCAGCUGGGCAUAUGCCAGUUCACUGUCUUUCUUAGCUUUAUUAUCAGUAGUCAUUUGUAGCCCUGUUUGGUUGAUCAGUACUUGACAAAAUGAUCUAUGUCUCUGUGGUUGUUUGGUUUACCUCUCUUCUGUUUUGCAGAAAACAAGUAGAAACAGUCAUCUUUUGUGUGACUAUGUAAAUAAGUUUAAUUUUAGGCUUGUCAGUGUGGGCUACUAGAAAUAAACCAAAACAGACAAACAAGCUACAGAUUGCAAUGUAGAUUCUUAGACUAGCAAUAGAGGCAACCUGCCUAGAUGUCAGUUCAAUUUUAUAACUUAUUGGUGGUACCCUGUAAGUACCUGAUAAAUAUGUCUAAUUUUUUUGUAUUGCAAAGAAAUUGUUAAAUAUUGUACCUGUAUUCAGUAGAC